Astyanax mexicanus (Mexican tetra) is the source of this 5326-nucleotide messenger RNA. RefSeq names its product CD99 molecule-like 2 (gene cd99l2). Lineage: Eukaryota; Metazoa; Chordata; Actinopteri; Characiformes; Acestrorhamphidae. Gene Ontology annotation, biological process: T cell extravasation; homotypic cell-cell adhesion; positive regulation of neutrophil extravasation. The record is from RefSeq and is a predicted model, not a curated record. Bases 249 to 1154 code for a protein of 301 amino acids. The transcript has 12 exons.
UCUCUCUCUCUCUCUCUCACUUCGCACUGCAGAGACUUUAUUGCAGCGGUUUUUUCGUCGCUGUCUGGGUCUCUUCAACAGAAGGCCGCCACCUGGUACCGUUUACAACCCGGAGUUAGCUUACCUAACGUUAGCUAGCUGUUAGCUACGUUGGAAGACGUUAAGAGAAAACCGCGCAGCCUUGCUCUUAUUUUUUUCAUCAGUCCUGUUGAAUUUGUUGAACGUUUUAAACGCCCCCUCUCUCAGCCAUGAGGACCCUGUCGGCGUGGACGCUUCUAGCACUCCUCUCUCUGUUAGCAGUGAAAGGUCUGGGACAGGAUCUGGAUCUGUCUGAUGCUGUUGAUGAUUUGCCAUCCACUCCAGCCCUUAAGCCCAAACCAAAAGAGCCAGCUGGAGGAGAAGGAGCAGGAAGAGAUCUAGAUCUUGCAGAUGUUUUUGGUGAUGAUGAUGAUGAUUAUAAACCACCCACCCGUAAGCCUCCUGUCCAACCUGUGCAACCAAAAGACCCUGUAAAGCCCAAGCCUAAACCAGAGGAGACGCACUCCGGUUUCUUUGGGCCCACCGUGCGGCCAGAAUUGUUGCCCCGCACACCUGCCAGACCACUCCGAACUCCUGCUCCCCCUCGCAAGGGCCAGGCUGAUGCAGACUUUGACCUUAGUGAUGCUUUGGACCCCAGCAAUGACAUUGGAGGAAAAGGCAAGGACACUGGCAAAGGAGAUAAAAGUCUUGGAGGAGGGGGGCGAGGUGAUGGCAGACCCAAUAUCAGAGGUGGAAAUGGUGGUGGUACCUUUACUGAUGAUGACCUUUUCGAUGUGGGAAAUGAUAACUCCUACAAACCUGAUAAAGGAAAAGGUGGACGUGGGUCUGCCAGUACCGAUUUGGACUCUAACGAUAAUGGUGAUUAUGACACAAUGGCUGAGACUGGGACCAUUGCUGGGAUUGUAAGUGCUGUUGGCAUGGCUCUGGUUGGUGCAAUCAGCGGUUACAUCUCCUACCAGAAGAAGAAGCUGUGCUUCAGCAUACAGCAGAGUCUGAAUACAGACAUGGUGAAAGCAGAGAAUCCAGAGGUUGUUGUGGCCCAGGAACCUCAAGUUCAACAGACUCUUCUCCAGCCCCCGAACGCUGAACCACCCACAGAAGAUAAUGCAGUGUAACCUGUGCUACAUCUUCCAGCCUGAAGAGGGAGCAGUACUUGAUGCAGAUUCCCUCUUGACUGGGAAAACUUCAUCUUUCCCGACCUGCACCAUUUUCCCUCUUAAUCCUUUUCAGAUUCCCCAUUCAGAAUUUCCACCUAAUCGGACUUUGUGCAAACAUAAUAUUUAUUGAACUGCCUUCAUUACUAGUAACGUGACUGUUUACAAUAUUAUUCAUAUGAAGUGGUCAGUUCUGCAAUUUCAUCAGAUGAAGAAUAGCAGCUUUUAAGUUUCAAAGGGAAAUGUGUAUUUGAUGGAUUUUACAGACGCAGAGAGACAAAAUUUCCCACAGCUUAGCGGCCCUGUGUCUCUUUUUGCUUCUUGGAGUAUCACUGUGUAACUAAUAUGCAUCAUUAACACAGCCAGUUCAUAAAUCACUGAUUUAACAGAAUGUUGCAGAAAAAUGCGCACAGAUAACCUACAAAUCUAAAAAUACUGAACACUUUAAUACAUCUGAUAACCCAUGGAAUCCACUUCUGUAGGAAGUGUUUUACCUUUGAAUGAUUGUUGAUUGAGGUGACCCUUAAACUAACCCCUCAGCUGCGGAAAAAAAGGAUUUCUGAGCUUUUUAUGCACACCCUUUUCACAAAUGUCAAAUGUUUUUACAUGAUGUGUAUAUAUAUUUGCCCUGCUUUUACAGAAUAAUGUGAAGUAACUGUUGUAUAUAUAUGCAGUUUUUGUGUCCUAGAAUCAAACUAGUUUCUAGAGAAAGUACGGAGGCGUAAAAAAAACAAACAGACUUGACGUUGAUGUCAAGCACUAACCUACAGCUGCUCACAUUUUAAUUUGCUUUUAAAAGUAAGUGACAACUGGAAAUGGAGGAACCUGUGUGAAGCACUGACUGAGAAAGAAACUGUGUUGAGUCCUUGCUAACUUGCUUUGUUUUUUUGCGUGCGUGUGUGUUAAGAAUAUUGUUACAACAAUGGUAGCAGUUCAUGUUUCUGAUGAGAAAUAGGUGAAUAUGAAGAUGAUGACUAGAUGUUGUUGUUAUUGUAUGAAAUGUAUGAUGAAGGCCUAAUGGAAGGAAUACACACAGCUGAAGAAGCUGAGGCGAUUCCUACAUUAGUGUGGUUCUUGAACAGCUUAUUACGUUUUGUAAUCCUUAGUAUGGAAUUUGCCUUUUUGGGAUUUUUAAAAAUAUUGUGCUUGUAAAUUGUGUAUUGCGUGUAUUCAAGUUUGUACUCCGAUAGUUGUAUCAGUGUAUCCUUAUACACACUUGUAGCAGUAUAUGUACGGAAGUAUUUGUGUGCCCCGCUCUCUCUGCUUUAAUAGAAUGGGGUUGUCUUAACUUAGCGGUCUUGUUACUAGCAGACCUUUUUGUCUUUUAAUCCUUGUAUGAUCCUCUGUUGCACCCUUCAGCUUUGCUGAUGCCUUACAGAGAACUUUUGGCUGUGUUCCAGUUUGCCCUCGUUUGGUCCGUUUAGAAGAUGCUUUUGAUUGAGAAGGCCUCGUUUGGCUCUUCAGCUUUAUUCUGAAUGAUCUGUGAGGACCAGACAGGGUUCUGUAAGGCAGUUUUUGAAGAGAAACAAAGCAAAAAUGAAUCUGAGCACAGCCUACCAUUGCCCUGUUUUUCCUACCCGAGAUUUCCCAGCACUCUCUGUCACCUGUCACCUCCUCUUUGUCACGCUCACUUCUGAUGUACCUUCUCCAUCUUCUCCUCAGCCACUUCCAGCUGGUGCUUUCCUUUUCUAUGCCUUACCCUGCACACUGUGCACAGGGGGAAAAAUUGCAGCACUAACCACAGCAGAGGGGGACGCAGCACUGUCUCUGUACAGCACGAUUGGCUGCUGCUUUAGCUGAAUGUGUUCAAACCAGAAGUAUGUGGUUGAACUCUUGGUAGGACAUCUCAUCCAAGAACGCAGAUAAAACAACCAAAAUAAUAUUCCUCUUUCUCCAAGUUGACAGCCAGAACAGUAAGAUCUGAACAUCAACCAUGCAGGAUUUGUCCACAUUUAUCUAGAUAUAAAAAAACAAACAAACAAACCAAGCAAACAAACAUGUCCCUUUUCGGGAUCAAUAAAGUAUCUCUCUCUCUAUCUCUCUAUCUAUCUCUCUAUCUCUCUCUCUAUCUCUCUCUCUAUCUCUCUCUCUAUCUCAUUUACAUUUACAUUUAUGGUAUUUAGCAGACGCCCUUAUCCAGAGCGACUUACAACAGUGCUUCAAAGUUACUUAAGAUAUCCAAAGCUAGUUUGUAGACUAGGAUCAAGAGAUACAUAGAGCUUAAUCAUGUUAAGAACCCUAGGAACCUUUUUUUUAUUUAUUUAUUUUUUUUAUAUUAGUUUAGGAACUCUUUGAAAAGAUGUGUCUUCAGUCGACGUUUGAAGACCGUGAGUGACUCUGCUGUUCUGACAUCCAGUGGAAGUUCAUUCCACCACCUUGGUGCCAGCACAGAGAAGAGUCUGGAUGUCUGUUUUCUGUGUGUUUUGAGUGAUGGAGGUUCGAGCCGAGCCGUACUGGAAGCUCUAAGAGCUCUUGGUGCAGAUCUGGCUUUGACCAUCGCCAUCAGGUAUGAAGGUGCUGGUCCGUUUUUUGCCUUGUAGGCCAGCGUCAGGGUUUUGAAUCGGAUGCGGGCGGCAACAGGAAGCCAGUGGAGGGAACGCAGCAAAGGAGUCACAUGACUGAACUUCUCUCUCUCUCUCUAUCUGCACAAUAAUUCAAGCCCGGGAGUACCUUAUAAAGAAUUACACAAUUCUCUCUAAGUAGUGCACUUUACAAGUCAUGAAAAUACAGAUUCUAGUGCUUCUGCAUGUAGAUAUCGUUUUAUGCCUCAUGUAAAUGACUACAUAGGGAGUAAGGAGGGAUUUGAGAGAUUUGAGAUUUAGCCAGAAACAUGCCUAUGUUGUGAUGUCAUUUUAUUUUAUUUUUUAUUCUUUUGACUCUUCGUAACAGGGUUACUAGAAAUGUCCACCUGUAGAGUGUUUUAAAAAUGCACUGUUUUCAGUGACUCAAAAAAUGCUGAUUUUAUGUGGACAAGAGGCCAAACGCAGACCAAAUCCUCCUUUUCAAAAUACCUGGAUACAUGUGGACAAGGCCUUUACUGUCCCUUCAAAGCUUCAGCUAUUACUAGGCUACCUUUUCGCACAGCAUUGACAAAAUCACGUCCUAUCAAGGGUUCCGUUCCAUAUCUAUGGUUUCUAACUUACUAACAAACAAACAGAAUGUCUACUGAAUGUACCUUUUUCCUGUGCUGCCGUUUAGUUUGUUAGAUUUACCACUCAGAUGUAGCCUUGCUGGUGCUACAUUAGGCAAAAAUGCAGAACACCAAAGAUAUGGUGAAGAAGAGGGAGCGAUCUUGUCUCUUUGCAUGUGCUCUGAUGUUUCUGGUGACUGUUCGGAGGAGUUGGCUCGUAGCGAAAUUUUUUAAGUUCACUAAUGCCUUGACCACACACAAAUUUAAAAGCAGUGCUUUAUAGAGUUUGUUUUUCACUAUCAGACUGUUAAAUCCAGUUCCCCUACUUGGUGGAUUCAAUCGUUCAUCGUAAUUGUGGCUAUAUCAACGAAAUGAUCUUCAUAAUUCCAUAGAGGUCAUGAGUCGGAGGUUAAUUUUGGUCAGUAAGAGGAAUUCUGGGCCGUCUUCUCUCAUUUUGUAUACGGACUGCAACGCUCUUCAGUAAAGGGUGAACAUACAGAUGCAUGCUUUGGUUACCUAGCUAUAGAUAUUGACAUUUUUCUUGCGUACUUGGUUGACUUACGAAGUUUUCUAGGGAAGGAUUUUUUCUGAAGUGAUUUGGAUUUGCACUGCCAGUGACAUUAGCGUAUGUAAGCAUUGCAAUAACACCGAUGCCACAGAUCAGAUAGUAAUGCUGCACAGUAGGACUUUGCAUUGUGGGAUUGCUGCACUGUUGUCUACGACCUUGAAGAAAAAUACCUGGUCUGCUGCAUGGAAUCUCGCUGCUCUCACCUGUGCCUGUUCUAUUCAGUUCAGACUGUUGCUGAGGCGCAAACACACUCGAUAACGAGUGAAGAUUAGAGACUAUGUAAGAUCUAUUGACAAUCUAAACUGCUGCAACAGUUCCGUUUCUACUGGUUUUUAGCACUACAGAUCUGUUCUCAAAUCUCCUUAUCUCACUGGCAAAUUGCUGACAGAAAGAGAUUAAUUGAACAAAAAAACAAUAAAAAUUUAAAAAAUUAAA